ACUAGGGUGUCCCAUGAAGAACUUUUUAUAUUUUUUCAAUUUUUUGUAUUUUUUUCUUAAUCAAUAUUUAAAAAAAAUAGGGGAUUGAACCUUAAAAACAAGACGUAAGAAGAUAUUUUCUAAUGUUUACUACAAUUUUGACAAUUUUGUGAUUUCGUGUGUGUGUGAGAAAAACAAAAACAUUUUCAUAAUUUCGUGAAACACGUGAGAAACAAAAACAAAUGGCAUCAUCCGGGGGCGGGGCAUCGAAGAAGCGUCAAAGGAAGAAGAAUGCAUCCAGAGACAUCGCUCCGGAAGCUGCACAAUCAACUUCCGCAGAUGCAUGUGGUACAACACCAUCAGCUAGGAAACAACAAAAUCCCAUCCUUGCCACCUACCGUCCGGAUGUUAAUGAUUCCGGAACGAUGGUCAAGGAAAUUCCCACGGAUGUGGUGAAUGAGAAUCUCACAGAUGUCCUGGAGUCUGUCCACAUCAUUGAUUCCCUCUGUGACUACAAAACAUGCAAACAGAAGACAUCCCUCAUGGGGCAGGAUUGUACGUACUGCCGCAAGAGAUUCUGCUUCAAGCACGGUCUACCUGAGGUUCAUGGAUGCGGCGAGGCCAUCAAGAAGGAUGAGAGGAAGAAAUUCAUGCAUCCCAUCCCGGAAAAGACACGUCGUGAGCAGGAAGAUUUGGCAAAGUUACGUGUGAAAUUCAAGGAAAAUCUCAAGGAUAUGCAGCGACAGAGGCUCGCAAAGCCCCCAACUAAAGCUAAAUCUGAAAAGAAAUAAUCUUCAGAGUCCAUUUUUUGUAUUUAAUUUCAUCCGAUUUCCUCGAUUUUAAGUACAAGAAAUAAAAUCAUUUCUGAACUUUCCGAAAAA
Lutzomyia longipalpis is the source of this 860-nucleotide messenger RNA. RefSeq names its product DNA-binding protein SMUBP-2. Bases 222 to 770 code for a protein of 182 amino acids. The record is from RefSeq and is a predicted model, not a curated record. The transcript is spliced from 2 exons. NCBI's taxonomy places the organism in Eukaryota, Metazoa, Arthropoda, Insecta, Diptera, Psychodidae. Gene Ontology annotation, molecular function: zinc ion binding.